CUGAAACUCCAGCAUCUUGACUUCUGGGCCAGCCUCCAUGGCCAGGUCCCGGGAUUGCUGGACUGGGACAUGGGGAACGAGUCCUUCCUAGCCUUCACCACGACGCACCUGCCCUCAGCCGAACAGAACCUUGCCAGAUAUAAACUCCGAAUAGUUGAGCCACCAAAAUUACCUCUGGAAAAAAACCCCAACCCUGAUAAAGAUGGUCCAGAUUUCAAGCCCAACCUGUGGAUGUGGGUAGAUCCCAACAUCGUGUUCCCCCCUGGAAAGCUGGAGAUCCCAGAACCCAGGAAGGGGAGGAAUCUGACAAGCACAGUCUCCUCCCCUCAACCACCCCCAAAAGAAGACGACUUUGCCAAAUGCCCAGAGGCCACAGUGGUGGAGUUGCCAUCACUUUCUGGAGACCCGUCUCCUCCUCAGAAGCGGUUUGCCUCUUCCCCCAGCAACAGGGAGCUCACAGAAGAGGAGGAGGCUGAGGACCAGGAUGACAGCUCCUCUGUGGCUCUCCCGUCCCCUCACAAAAGGGCCCCCCUCCAGAGUCGGAGGCUUCGGCAAGCCAACAGCCAGGAGGGGAGGCUCUGGUCCCGGCCCCCUCUCAAUUACUUCCACCUAAUUGCACUGGCAUUAAGAAACAGUUCCCCCUGUGGCCUCAACGUGCAACAGAUCUACAGUUUCACUCGACAACAUUUCCCCUUUUUCCGGACGGCUCCUGAAGGUUGGAAGAAUACUGUGCGUCACAAUCUCUGUUUCCGAGACAGCUUUGAGAAAGUGCCGGUCAGCAUGCAGGCUGGGGCCAGCACACGGCCCCGAUCCUGCCUCUGGAAGCUGACUGAGGAGGGACACCGCCGCUUUGCAGAGGAGGCCCGUGCCUUGGCCUCCACUCGGCUGGAAAGUAUCCAGCAGUGCAUGAGCCAGCCAGAUGUGAUGCCCUCCCUCUUUGACCUUUAG
Molecule: messenger RNA, 948 nt
Organism: Hippopotamus amphibius kiboko
Lineage: Eukaryota; Metazoa; Chordata; Mammalia; Artiodactyla; Hippopotamidae
Gene: FOXR1
Product: forkhead box R1
Exons: 6
Coding region: 70-948 (292 amino acids)
Biological process (GO): regulation of DNA-templated transcription
Cellular component (GO): nucleus
Molecular function (GO): sequence-specific double-stranded DNA binding; DNA-binding transcription factor activity
Source: RefSeq, a predicted model, not a curated record